UCUUCCUCUUCCUCUUGGAUGCCUUCUCCUUUUCUAGCCCAUUUCUGAGGUUCCUCUGCUACGCGCAUUUCUUGGCUCUUGACUUCUCUCUUCUUGGAACUGUAUCUAGCAUUUAGUUUAGUUUAGUUUGCUCCUCGUCCUCGGUGUUUGCGAAAGCGUUUUUCACAAGCUUGCCAUCUCUUGCUGUGGUAUAGUAGUAGGUAUCACUCCUAGCUAGGAGUACUUUUUAACUGUAUAACCACAUUUACUGCCACCUGCUGCAUUUCUUAAGUCUUUUUGAGCCGACACCGCUCUCUCCUGCAUUACUCUAUUCAUUCUGGAUGAAGAGGAUUUUACUACUAGCAACAAAUUUCAGUUCAGUUUGAUUUAAAGAGAACGGUGCAUUGGUGAUGAUCACAUCGCAUCGCCCCCUUUCGUCAGUUCCUGCUUCUUAUUCCUUCCUCUAAAGCUGCAUCCAUCCGUCUCAUCUUUUUCUUUUCCGCUUUUGCUCUUUCCCCUUUGAUCGGUUUCGAUGCCGCCACACUCCUGAUCUUGACCGCAUCACUCACCACCAGCGACAUUGUGCUGCCAUUGCUCUCUCUGUCUCUGUCUCACUCUCGCCCUUGCUCUCGCCUUGCUGGGAAGCAGAGGAACUUCCGAGGCUGCAAUGCCGGGACGCGGCGGGGAGGAGGGCGCUGCGGUGAGGCUGGCCAGGAUCCGCAAGCGCCGCGCGCUCUCGUCCUCCGACUCCUCCAACGCGGCGAGGAGGCUCCGCUCCAGGAGGCCCGCGGUGCUGCUGAUACGUAGGCGGAGGGAAGGAGGCGCGGCCAUGUCGGACUCGUCGUCCCGGAGCCGGCAUUGCCGUCGCCACGUCGCCGACGGCGCGUCGGCGAGGAGGCUCGUCACCGCCUUCUGGCAGUCGGACAAGGACAGGCUGUUCGGGGAGGAGCACCAUGCCCUGGUCAUGGACAAGGACGCGGCGGCGCGCCGGAGCCUCGUUCCUAAGAGCAACGCCUCCACGGAGGCUUCCAAGAGUUCGAGAAGCAGGACCAAAAUCAAAAUGUUUGAGGAGGCUGGUGGCCGGAAGGGGAGCUGCCACAACGGCCAUGGACAGUGGCCUUCAGCAGAUGUCAUGAGCAACUGCAGCGCAAUGGAGAUUGGCACACACCCUCAAGAUGAUGAAGAGAAAGCAAUCCAGCUGAAGGAUCUGUAUAACAGCUUGAUUGCGUCCAAGGAGCUCGCCAAAGUGCUAGCACACAUCUGGGGAGAAGUGAACCCAUCAACCGUCUCACUCGUCUCUGCGCUGCGCUCCGAGCUCGAUCUUGCGCGCGCCCACGUGCGAAGGCUCAUCAAGGAGCAGAAAUCAGAGCGCGGCGAAAUCGACGGCCUGAAGAAGGAGCUCGUGGAGGAAAUGGAGGCCUGGAAGGCCAAGCAGAAGGAGAAGGCCGCGACCGCCCUGCAGUACAUCGUCACGGAGCUGGACAAGGAGAAGAAGUCGAGGAGAAGAGCAGAGAGGGCGAAGGAGAAGCUCGGUGCGGCAUUGGCCGACGCCGAGUCCUCGCUACGCGCGGCCAACAAAGAGCUGGAGAGGGAAAGGAAGUCCAGAGGGAGGGUGGAGAAGAUGUGCGGCGAGCUCGUGAGAGGCAUCGGCGAGGACAGGGCCGAGGUGGAGGCGCUGAAGAGAGAAGCCGAGGACGCGCAACGGGAGCUUGAGAAAGAGCGGGAGAUGCUCCAUCUGGCGGACGAGUGGCGCGAGCAACGGGUCCAGAUGAAGCUGCUGGAGGCGCGGCUUCAGUUCGAGGAGAAGAACUCGGCGCUCAAUCAGCUGCACGACGAGCUGCAGGCUUAUCUUCUGGAUGCAAAGAAGGGCCAGGAGCCUGCGACAACCGAUCAGAUGCGAUCAACCCAUGCGUCUGAGAAUGGAGGCGCUGCGUCUGGCCCUGUUCCAGCUCCGGACAACGCCGGUGACGGAGGAUUCAGUGAGGAUUGCGACUCGGAAGGGAGCGACAUGCACUCGAUCGAACUGAAUGUCGACGGCAACGGCAAUUUGCAUACCUGGAGCUACACUCCUUCGUCGAGGCGCGACCGGAGAGUGGGUGCGUCGACACGGAUGGAUGAUGCCGGCUCGCGCUGCGGCGUCGACCGGAAAACGUUCCGGGAGACGGAUGAUGCGCUGGAGGGGGACUGGGCAGAAGGGUGCAGCAACGGAAUGCUCAACUUUGAUCAUGACGAGGAGAGGUACCAGGCGAUCAAGGAUCUCAGGGAGCAGAUGCUGGCUGGAUCUGGGCUCCUCAUGUCACAGGGUAGAGAAACUGCUCAAAGUCACUACUGUAUCUUGUGAUGUAAAUUAAACCUGGCCGAUUACUCAAGUCUACCGACCAAUCACUGCUGAUGUUAGUUA
This is a messenger RNA of Triticum dicoccoides, 2380 nucleotides long. RefSeq lists its product as uncharacterized. The transcript is spliced from 3 exons. NCBI's taxonomy places the organism in Eukaryota, Viridiplantae, Streptophyta, Magnoliopsida, Poales, Poaceae. The record is from RefSeq and is a predicted model, not a curated record. Bases 647 to 2320 code for a protein of 557 amino acids.